AAACGUAAAACACAAUGUUUAGGAAGAGUACUUAUCGUUGCCUACACUGAUACCGAUUGUUAGUCUCUUUCCUUACCGUGUGGUUUGUAAACUGUAACACAAAUAUGAACAAGAUCGAGUUGAUAAAGUUAUCUGAAUAUGACAACCGUCUACCGAGUCUUGAAGAAUUCCUUACUGAGUUGGAAAAUAUGAGCCUGAUGGAAUGUGGUGCGAUUUGCUUGAUGAACAAGUUUAUGUGUGCAGGAGUUUUCUAUAACUCCUUAACCAAAUUCUGUAAGCUCCCAAAAGAUUACCCAAGCAAACCAAAAGAUGACGGUUUUCAGCCUGGUUGGGGGUUCUGGAAUAUAGGAAGCCAAGAGGGGACUGAUUCUACUGAACAAAUCUGGAUUGGUGCAAGCGAUGAGGCUAUCGAAGGCAUCUUCAUAUGGAGUAAGACGAAUUCUACUUUGAUGAAAUUUUCGAAUUGGAAGAAAGCAGAACCAAACGACCUUCACGGCGAGGACUGUCUUACCAUUACACCCAAAACAAGAGAGUGGAACGACCGCCAUUGUUCAGAAAUCGUCAGAACCGUCGCCAUUACAAAAACUGGAAAUUCGCCGCCUCCACCUGGAGGUGGCAUUAUCGGAUACAGAAUAGUUGGCAAAUACAAUGCUGUAUACAGGGCUAAUACAGAAUGGAAAGUAGCUCCACCCACCACAGUCCCGUUCUGUAUUACUAAUACAGAACAAGUCAUGAGUUUUCGCACGAACCCCUGUAGCAGUGGCCAGGACGUGAUGCGAUGUGACUUGUGUAAGACCAAUGUGGUACAGAUGCAAUGUGGUACAUGUCUUGUCAACCUGUGUAAGGCCUGCGUGGGAGAACACUUUUCUGCUGAUCUCUCAUAA
Molecule: messenger RNA, 884 nt
Organism: Saccostrea cuccullata (small rock oyster)
Lineage: Eukaryota; Metazoa; Mollusca; Bivalvia; Ostreida; Ostreidae
Exons: 5
Coding region: 105-884 (259 amino acids)
Molecular function (GO): signaling receptor activity
Source: RefSeq, a predicted model, not a curated record